Messenger RNA from Drosophila erecta, 486 nucleotides. RefSeq lists its product as uncharacterized. NCBI's taxonomy places the organism in Eukaryota, Metazoa, Arthropoda, Insecta, Diptera, Drosophilidae. The record is from RefSeq and is a predicted model, not a curated record.
AUGGAACUCGUUUUACUGGUUUCAUUGGGCAGCUGUUUUAUUGGGCAAUUGGUAAAUGUUGAAAAGUAUCCUAAAAUAAUUCAUUUUUCACUCGGACGCAACAUGUCUUGCCAUGUGAAGAUCUUCUUGAUUGUGCCUUUGCUAAACCCAAUUCUGUUGUUUUCCAAAUUCGAAUUCAAGUUUCAAAACUACAGCAACUAGUAGAAACCAUUCUUAGUUGACGGUACAAUCAGAAUAUGCGAGGUAAUCGAGGGGAGGAACUUCAUACCAUUGGCGUCAUAAUCUGGAAGUAAGCGUUACUCGAAGGUUAACCACUCCUGCUCUUUCGAUUUUUUUCUAAUAGCUCGUAACGGUUUUCUGGAUACUAGUCUUCUGCCGCCUUUUCCUCAAGGAUUUUCGACGAGUAAUGAUUAUGUAGGCACAAUCAAGUUCUUCCUCCAAGUCAUGAAAGAGAUAAAAAGCAAGAAGUCUCCUCCUAGUGCCUAA